This is a messenger RNA of Neospora caninum, 1914 nucleotides long. RefSeq lists its product as hypothetical. Gene Ontology annotation, biological process: cilium-dependent cell motility; cilium movement; inner dynein arm assembly. Gene Ontology annotation, cellular component: axoneme. The transcript is spliced from 11 exons. NCBI's taxonomy places the organism in Eukaryota, Apicomplexa, Conoidasida, Eucoccidiorida, Sarcocystidae. The record is from RefSeq and is a predicted model, not a curated record. Bases 1 to 1914 code for a protein of 637 amino acids.
AUGAAACAGCGCGAUGAGGCGAUCAAGGACGCAGCAGCGCGAUACGGCGUCGCCCAAGAAGAAGUUCGUCAGAAGAUCGACAAACUAGGCCGCCUGAGAACCUUUACGGCGGAGCAGCAAGCUGCGAACAACGCGCUCCUCAAAGAGCUUCACCAGCUGGAGAAAAAGAUCGAAAAAUUUCGUGGAGAAUUCGCCGACGCAAAGACUCGCCUCGCCAUCGUUCACGAAGCCGGCGAAGAAGUCCGUGCCCAGCUCUCUGCUGCGACGGCGUGCAUGUCAAAGAACAAAUCGGAAAUCGAUCAUUUGACUGCUUUGUUGGAGACAAAGAGACAGGCGCUGGCUGCGUUGACGCAACGCUGCGCUCAAGCGAAGAGCAAAAUGAAGAAGGAACUUUUGAACUCGAAAGAGAAGGACGACGGGCUCCACCAAGCAGAGGCCUUCUGCAAACACAUCGAGACGACAUACGAAAACCUGGAAAAACAAGUGAAGAAAGGCCGAGAAGAACUUUUCGAAGCCUCACAGAACUACUCUGCUCAGGAGACUUUAAACCAAACGACAAACUCGGAGAUUAACAGUUCACAAGCCGCUCUAAGGAAUCUCGGACUGCAACUGCAAAAACUGGAUCAGGAGAGACAAAGACAGCAGGAGCUUCUCUACGCUGUCGAAUUCCAGUCUCAGUUGAUGCAGCGGAAAGUGGCGAGAGCGGCGGGGCACCGAGGCGUUGCGGAAAAAAAAGACCUUCAGGCAAAAAUCGCAAAACUUGAGAUCAUUCUAACGCAACAAUGCCAGCAAUGCCAGAUGCUCAACACCCAGACAAAGCGUCUUGAGAGCGAAUUGAGAAAGUCUCAGCGCGCGUUUCAGCGUCGCGAGUCGGAGGCAUCUGCCCUAGAGAACAACGUCGCCGAUUCGCGCCUCGAGUGCGAAUUCCUCAAGCGUGAAGUUUUAAACACGCAGAAAGAAAAGGAGCUUGUCGGUGUGCAGCAAGACACACUCAAGCUUGACGUGCGCCGCCUCCGAGAGCAACUGCGCGAACAGACUGAAGCGCUCACGGCGGCGGAAAAUGAAAAGCUACAGAGUCAGCACACCAUCGAGGAAGAAAUCUUGAAGGCGGAGCAUCGGCUCGAGCUCGCCAAGACUGCAGCUAGAGCAGUCGACGAAGAGCGUCAUCGUCUCGCUCUCGAGGCUUCCAACCGGAAAGCAAAAAUCACCAACCUGCAAAGCAAGUACGCCGUCGUUGUUCAGAAAAUCCACCUGGAAGAGGGCGACGGAGGCGGCGAAAGGUCCCAGGCGUAUUACAUCAUCAAGGCGGGGCAGGAGAAGGAGGAGCUUCAGCGUAUCGGAGAUGAACUGGAUCAGCGAAUUCGGGAUGCAGAAAGCGAGAGCCGCUCACUCUCGUUGACGCUCGAUCAGUUGCGUGCGGCGAAUGGCCAGUUUCGGCGCGCGCUGAGCGAGGAGUCGUCCUUCGUCCAGAAUCAGAAAGAAGUUCGAGACGACCUGGAGAAGCAAGUGAAAGAUGCACGCGACGCCGUCUUUGACAAGAAGGAGCGACUCCGUGGCCUGCAGGAAGAGCUUUCGGCAGAAAGAGAAAGGUUCCACGAGGCCGAAAGGUUCUUCCAUACUCUGCGGACACGCAAACAGGAAUCUAUCGCAACGCUGGAAGGCCUCAGGCGAGAAGUGGAAUCUCAACAAGAGAAGCUGCGUCGCGCCGUCGACCGACAUAAACGGGCGGUAAAACUCGCUCGGAAAAAAAAGCUUUUGCCGCCGGCAAAACCAGUAUCUUCGCCUUCCUCCCGUCCCACCUCUCCCCCGUCUUCUCUCGGAUUCAAUCCCACUUUGCAAACUAAUCUGGAGAUGGAACCCCACCUCGAGAGCUUGCGACAUCACCUUCAGGCGCUGCGGGCCUCUCUGGCGUAA